AUGGUGGCCCCUAAACAACCUGCCCCAGAAGAUGUGAUCGGCUGCCAGGCCGCCAUGUUCGAGUGGGCCGAGAGCUAUGACACCAAGGAUUGGGACCGCUUUCUUCGGAACGCAGCGCCGACCCUUCACAUUGACUACCGUGCCUUCAUGGACAAGUACUGGGAAGCCAUUCCCCGCGAGGAGUUCAUUGAAAUGGUGAAAGACCCAGGCUUCCUCGGCAACCCCCGCGUCAAGUCCCAGCAUUUCGUCGGCGUCUCAAAGUUCGAACAGGAGGCUGAGGACUACAUCAUCGGCACCCACCAGAUGCGCGUGACUCACCAGAGAUACAAGGAUGAUGAUUUGACUGAGGUCCAGCGCAGAGGCCAUGCUUCAGGAAACUCCACCGUCCACUACCGCAAGAUAGACGGUAUCUGGAAGUGGGCUGGUCUCCUUCCAGGCAUCCGCUGGAAAGAGCAUGAGUUUGACAAAAUCUUCUACACAUAUGAUUAG
Penicillium vulpinum is the source of this 489-nucleotide messenger RNA. RefSeq lists its product as uncharacterized. Gene Ontology annotation, molecular function: scytalone dehydratase activity. The record is from RefSeq and is a predicted model, not a curated record. NCBI's taxonomy places the organism in Eukaryota, Fungi, Ascomycota, Eurotiomycetes, Eurotiales, Aspergillaceae. Gene Ontology annotation, biological process: melanin metabolic process. The transcript has 3 exons. The coding region runs from base 1 to 489 and encodes 162 amino acids.